GGUAAUCAUUCUAUAAAUAAAGUAUUGACAGCAUAGCAUAGACUUGACUUCUGAGUUCGAAAAACAAUAAGCAUAAGAAAAACUUCCAAUUACAAUGCGUAACUAGUUAAAGCCAGUCCAGCCAGGUAUGUGAGUGCACGGAUCAACCAAAACUUCGUGGAAAAUACACAACUCCCUUCUCCCGCAGUUUUCAAGUGAUUCAGUUUGUGUAAUUUGGUUUUUAGUGUCAAAGUACUCGCAAAUAUCGCAAUUCGCAUGAUUUAUAAUCUAUUUGAGCCUCAUAUUCAGUUGCCAGCUUAAUACAGGACUGUUAAAGCACUUCCUGACUGAACAGAAGUGAUAGGCACCAUCAAUGUGAUAUGGCCAUCCUGUUUCUUUUAUUUUAUGCAUGGUUUGUGUGUUUAUUUGGCUAUGUAGGUGUUGUUGUGUGAACUGUUCGGUUUGUGUUAAAGUUUAAUUUUCCACCAUGCAGUCGUGUGUGGGAUUGGAGGGCCACAAUAUGGGCUCAGUCUGGAAAAGGCUGCAAAGAGUUAAUAAACGAGCUGCCAAGUUCCAGUUUACUGUGUCCUAUCAUCAGCUUUCAGUGGACUUUAGCUCAAAAUGGCAACCUCAUCGAUUAUCACUGGUAUGGUCGCGAAGGUCCAGAAGAGUAAGUUCCAGCCCUGCGGCUUGGGAACCAACCCUACAAAACCCUUUUAAAGGGUUGGUAGUUUGGGCCGUCCCAGAAAAUCACCAAGUAGCGAUAACACUGUUUAAAGACCCACGGACAAACGAGUUAGAAGAUAAGGAUUGGACUUUUAUACUAGAAGAUGUGCCAACGGCAGGAAAAAGACGCCAAUUGGCGACAGCACAUUUAAACAUGAGAAAAUACGCUAGUGUGGAGUCUUCGCAAACCGAACUCCAAAUUGUCUUCAAGCCAACAACUAAAAAAAUCACUGGAGCUAAAUUAGACCUUACACUCUCCUGUGUAUUCUUGCGAGAAGGACGAGCAACCGAUGAAGACAUGCAAUCGAUGGCGUCUUUAAUGUCAGUAAACAACAACAGCGACGAUAUAGCACAUUUGGAAGACGUGGAUGAUGAAGAUUAUUCUCAAAAUUGUAGUUUGAUGAAGAACAGUCUUCAUGAAGUUACUAAUAAUAUUCAGCAAAUGACUACAUCUUUAAGCUGGUCAGAUUAUGCUGGCACUCCAAUGAGCAUAAACAGUAUACAGUCUUUAUCGCGAGAUGAUAAAACUCCAACGGCCGAAAUGUUUUCACCCAUGCAGGCUAAAACAAAGCUAGUCAAAACAAUGCCACUUCCAAACGCCUCAGAUUUUCAAGAUACCGAACGGGACAUUUACUCAGAAGAAUGUUGUGCUAUUCUAGAAAAUCUUGAAGACUUGGAGGAAGAAGAAUCAGUGGAGAAUCCCAGUGUAGCAAACCUAGUUAGUGUAACUGCAAAAGUUGAAACAGUAACUCCCGUUAAGGAGGAAACGAUUAGUAGGGGCGGUAAUAUAAAAUUACCGCCACUAGAGUUAGAUAGAGAUUUGAUAGAGACUCCGAAAAAUCAACAGAAAUUAACAACCCCAGGUCAAGAUUUGUUGGAAUGGUGUAAAGAAAUGACGAAAGAUUAUUCCGGCGUCAAAGUUACCAAUUUAACUACAAGUUGGAGAAAUGGAAUGGCAUUUUGUGCUCUUAUCCAUCACUUUAACCCCGAAUUAAUAAACUUCGAUUCUUUGUCGCCACACGACAUCAAGGCAAAUUGUAAAAUAGCGUUUGAUGCCGGAGACAAAUUAGGUAUACCAAGAGUGAUAGAGCCUUCCGAUAUGCACAUGUUAGCAGUUCCGGAUAAACUAGCCGUGAUGACUUAUCUUCAUCAACUGCGAGCGCACUUCACAGGUCACCAACUUGAGGUACAUCAAAUUGGCAGGACCUCUGAAGAAAGCAACUACAUUAUUGGCAAAUUUAAUACUGACAAGGAUACUGAUAUCACAAAACAAGUAUUUGGUCAGGAAAUUAUCAACUUGCGAAAGGCUAAACAAAGCCGAAAGUCUACAGAACGUGAUAUGAACAUUGCAAACAGUGAAGUAACUAAAGGCGACCCAUCCAAAUUAAAAUUGCCUUUAAAGAUCACAACUGAGCCAUUGCCUGUCAGGCACAAUAGCAAAGAAAAAUCACCAACAACUGUAAAAGAUGUUAAGGAUAUUUUUUUCAGUGGCUCCAAAAAUAUUAUGAACAAGGUAAUAUCGUCUCCAAAUAAAGACAAACAAGCGAAAAAAACAGAUGAGAAAAAAGUCGACGCACAAAAAUCUAUUUUGAUGACCAGAAGGGAACUCGUCGAUCCAUUUGGCUCUGACGAGGAAGAAGAACCUCUUCCUCCUCCAGUUGCGUCAAAUAAAGGCGAAAGUUUGAACAAAGUUCAAACAAAUGGGGAAAUGAACGGGUCAAUCAGCAACACAGACAGUAAAGUGAAAGAUGAUGUAUUUGCAGAUCUUCCAAAACCCAAUCCGGUUUGGCAAAGAAUUAAAUUGUUUUUCACACGUAUCAUGCAGCAAAUCCUAGUGCGACACUCGGAACAGCGAGAAAGGGCCCGUGCUUUAUUGGAACAGGUGAAAAGAGACAGUUCAACUCCGACUUCGCCUACCAAAUCUGAGGAAGAAAGGCAGAACGAACUCCGCGAACGAGCAAGACGUUUAAUGGCCGAGGUAAAGAAGAGCUCAGGACCUACCACGGAAAUUAUCCGAGUUACUCCCGAAUCUAUUAAGGCAUACGAAGAAGCCGAAGAGAAAUUGACAAGAUUGGGCGACGAAAUUGAGCAUUUAGAAAAACAGAAUAGUACAGAUUCAGAAAAGAACGGGAAUAUCUACUCAGAAAUGACAGCAAAGUUGGAAGAAUACUCAAAAAAAUAUAGCCCAGUAGAUAGUACUGAUCGAUCAGAACGCAUAACUCCAGACAAACUGCCAGAUGACUUAGGACUUAAAGAGAUGGGUAUCGAUGUCCAUUCCUGGAUAGACAAUGAGAUGGAAAACCUGGAAAGAGAACAAAGAACUAUUGAUGAACAGGCCGCGUUAUUGGAGAAACAGUUGCGAUUGGUAAUGGAACCGGGAAAUAGCAAUGGAGAGGAAGAAAUAUUGAUGUCUAAGUGGUUUAUGUUUGUGAACAAGAAAAAUGCGUUGUUAAGACGACAAAUGCAGUUGAAUAUUUUGGAAAAAGAAGCGGAUUAUGAAACCAGGUAUAAACGUUUAAAUGAAGAGUUGAGAGAAAUCGCUUCAAUAGAAGAUUGGAAGAAAACGGAGGAACAACGGAGUCGGGAGCAAGUCCUUUUGGAUGAACUGGUCCAAAUUGUUAAUAAACGGGACGAAUUGGUACAUCAUUUAGAUAGUCAAGAAAAAGCCAUCGAAGACGAUGAGAUUAUCGAAAAGGAUCUCUCGCACAUCGAACUUCCAGCAAAAGACACCAAUUGCGUUAUUUCGUAACCUUUUUCCGUCUAUUCUAGUGGAAAAUUGCACGAUUUUCUAAAUACGAUAUUUAUCUCGAAUAACGUUAAUUAUUAAUCUUAUCGGCUUCUUGUGAUAAUUAUUGCCCAUCUACAUAGAAAUGUAAAAGGAAAUGGUGCAGUUUUUUGUUGUAUAUUUAAUUUAUUAAUCCCUUAUUUAUUUGUAAAGAACCAUUACUUUAAUCAGAAUGCAUUUGGAGCGAGGGCUGACCUGAAUAACCAAUCACAUUGUUCUAAAGUGUAUUUUGUCUACGAUUACCAAGUGAUAUUACAUUAAUUAAUGAAUAUCAACAGCAGAUUUUUCCUUUGGAACAUAUUUUACUGGUCGUGUAAAUAUUAAGUGACGUUGUAAUUAUAUGCCCUCCCUACUUAGUGCAAUAAUCAAUACGUACGCCAAUAUUUGCCAAAAACGCUUAUUUAUGUUGAAUCGGAAAGAGUUGUGAAUUUUGUUACAUUUUUUGAAACAUUUUAGUCUUCCUGGCCUAGCCAAAUUAAAUAGAAAUAAUCAGAAUAUGUUUCUCAGUCCACAUUAAAUUAUUUCUAAAGCAACAAAUUAUUACAUGAAACAUAAUGAAGCUAAACAAAAUCUCGUCAACUUACCUGCUACAAUUUCCUAACUCUACUAACUACAAAAUGUAAUUAAGUAUUUUCAGAAUUCUUAAAACCUCCAUGUGUGCUGUAGUUGGGGUAACCUUUUUCAUUAACUACCUGGCAUUAUAAAGGAACUAGUACAGUUACAUUUCUUUGGUUGUAAAAUGUCGAUGUAGAUCGUUUCUGAUUGCGGAAAUGUUAAAAAAUUUACGAUUCACACUCAAUCUGCGUGUUUCCAUUUGUGGGUGAGAUCGUAGUUGUGAAUUUUAAAAUACGACGUUGUUUUUAUGCGAAAUACAAAUAUAUUUGUUUUAACUUUUUGAUGUUGUAAAGUAUCAGCUUUACGUGUUUCGGUGUAAUAUAAUUUUUAUAUACAUGUAUAUUUAAUUUCCGUUAAUCGUUUAUCUUUAAGUCAAUGUAAAUAAACUGUACAUGUACUAUAAUUUA
Molecule: messenger RNA, 4512 nt
Organism: Dendroctonus ponderosae (mountain pine beetle)
Lineage: Eukaryota; Metazoa; Arthropoda; Insecta; Coleoptera; Curculionidae
Gene: Ehbp1
Product: EH domain-binding protein 1
Exons: 16
Coding region: 467-3454 (995 amino acids)
Molecular function (GO): protein binding
Source: RefSeq, a predicted model, not a curated record